Molecule: messenger RNA, 576 nt
Organism: Raphanus sativus (radish)
Lineage: Eukaryota; Viridiplantae; Streptophyta; Magnoliopsida; Brassicales; Brassicaceae
Exons: 1
Coding region: 1-576 (191 amino acids)
Molecular function (GO): enzyme inhibitor activity
Source: RefSeq, a predicted model, not a curated record
AUGUUAUCGACUUACCUCGUUGUGUUCGUUCUUCUCUUCAGUGGUUUCACGGCAACCAAAGAGGCAGAUUCUCUGAUUCAAAGAAAUUGCAAGCGUAUAUCAAUCAUUCCAAGCGUGGUGGAUUCAGAAGAUGUCCUUAAGCUUUGCAUCACAUCUCUUAAAGAGAAUCCAGAGACCAAGAAAGUGAGAAAUAAGACUGAAUUGGCCGUGGUAGGUACGAAUAACGCGAUAUCGAACAUAACAAACAUGAAAAGAAUUGUGGAGAAGUUUAUAAAAGAGAAGAGAUAUAAAAGUAGGCUUAUUAAAAAGAAGUUGGAAGUUUGUCUUAACCAUUACCAAGAUGGCUAUGAGUGGCUAACCUCAGGUUUGAAUUACCUCAAAGAGAAGGAUCUUGAUUUGUCUUCAGAUGAUUUGGGGAUGGCAAGUAAGGAAGUAAACGAUUGUAGAGAGAGAUUCAAAAAAGGCGAAAUAAAUCCCUUUGUAAAAGAGAAUGACGUCCUCUACGUAAUGACCCAUAUUCCUUACAUGAUUAUUUCUAUGGAUGAUUGUGAGACGAGCAAAGGCGGUUGCACGUAG